CGUAUUCCGAUCUCGUUUGCUCGGCUACUCACAACGGUGCGAUGCCUCCCCAGCCCAGCGGUAAGGCCGUGAAGAAGGCCGGCAAGGCGCAGAAGAACGUGCGCACCACCGACAAGAAGAAGAAGAAGCGCCGCAGGAAGGAGAGCUUCUCCAUCUAUAUCUACAAGGUGCUGAAGCAGGUGCACCCGGACACUGGAGUCUCCAGCAAGGCCAUGUCUAUCAUGAACAGCUUCGUGAACGACGUCUUCGAGCGUAUCGCCGCGGAGUCGUCCCGUCUGGCUCACUACAACAAGCGCUCGACCAUCACGAGCCGGGAGAUCCAGACUGCCGUGCGUCUGCUGUUGCCCGGCGAGCUGGCCAAACACGCCCGGAGCGGUGGCACCAAAGCCGUCACCAAGUACACCAGCUAUAAGUAG
Molecule: messenger RNA, 416 nt
Organism: Dermacentor andersoni
Lineage: Eukaryota; Metazoa; Arthropoda; Arachnida; Ixodida; Ixodidae
Source: RefSeq, a predicted model, not a curated record